Molecule: messenger RNA, 2585 nt
Organism: Spodoptera litura
Lineage: Eukaryota; Metazoa; Arthropoda; Insecta; Lepidoptera; Noctuidae
Source: RefSeq, a predicted model, not a curated record
UGUAGUUUGUGAUUGUCAGAGUUUGGCUUGCUUACGCUCUGAACUUUUAGUUGCAAAUGCAUUAUUUGCUUAUUUUAUAAAGGACAACCUAAUGUAAAUAAAAAUAACGUCAUAAGCGAAACUGAAACUUACUUUACAAAAUGGAUUUAAUAUACUCAAUGAGGCGAAAGCCUCUGAAUUGUGAGCCGCCACAUUUCGAAAGUGUAACAGACCAUGAAGUGGUCCGUCCAAUCUGCACAAUUUCAACAUGCAACAUCAUUGCGUUCUCUUCCCCCACGGAGCUGAAUGACACGGAGGGGGACACAUGGGGUGGACAUGUGUAUGUGUGUGACCUCGACACUCCGUGGGACAGUCACAGGGUUACAGGGAGUGCUUAUCCUAUAUCAGUCCUAGAAUGGGACAUAGAAGGCAAGCAGCUACUGGUGGCGAACACAGUAGGAGAGGUGUCUGUGUUCACACAGAAGGACUACCUGCUCAACGAGUGGACCUGCAUCUACACUGCUAGCUUCCCAGGUGAACACAUAAUCGGCGCGUCGUUCUUCCACAACGGACGUCGCACUGUGAUGGUGGACAAGAAGCCAGACGCUCCCAUCUCUGAGCGGAUACAGAUGCUGAGAUGUGCGCCCACGCUCAAGGGAUUCGGCGGCGUGGCGAGUGAGGGCGCGUGUAUAGUGACCGCGACGGGCCUGGUGGGGGCACUCACUCCCCCCGCGGAGGGCACGCGCGCCACUGUCACCACUGACUGUCUGCGACCUACUAGGGAUCAUAUCACUGCUGUCAGCAUCGCGCACAAGAACGGCAGCCUGGCCGUGGCGAUGGUGUGUCGCGGGGGCGGGGGCGGGGGCGGGGGCGCGGGCGCGGGCGGGGGCGGGGGCGCGCGGCGUUGGUGCGUGCGCGUGGUGUGCGUGUGCGUGGCGAGCGCGGCGCUGCGCCUGGAGCCGCUGCCCACCAUCUACCUGCCGCCGCAGGACGCGCAGCCCGUUUCGAUAUCAUGGUGCGGCCGCGAGGAGUGCGACUCGCUACUGGUGGCCGGGGCGGCGCUAUCUCUUUGGAAGUGCACUGAGAGAGCUCACCAAGUACACAAGUUGUUUGCUAAAGGUCCUCUACAAGGCAGUACUACACCUGGAGGUGGCCCCAAACCUGGUCUAGAUUGCUUCAGUACUCUCGUAAGCGUGGCAUUACACCUGCUCGCCCGCGACACGCACCACUACAUAUGCAGUCGUGCAGUGGUAACUACUGGCGGCCUGUCCGCGGUGGAGGCAGCCUCCACGCCGCCCAAGAAAACUAAAUAUGGACCCAAUGGUGCACCGGGCGGGGCGGGGUGCGCGAUAGUGUCGUGCGUGGAGAUGUCGCACCUGGGCGGCGUACUAGUGGCCGUGGACACUCACGCCCAGCUGCACGUCUACCGCCUGCCGCAGCCCGCCGCCGACAUACCGACCCCGCUAGCAGUGCAGCUAGCUACCGGAGUACUGGAGUGGGCGCUGGUGGCGGGCCGGGACCCGCUCGACGUGCUGCUGGCCGCCGCGCCCAGCCACAAUGUACUCGAGCUGCUCUAUGAGAGGAUAACGGAGUCGUUCCAGCGACAACCGCCCGCCUUCCAGCAGUACUACUAUCAUAAUUGGUUGAAACUCAGGAUAGCGCUUUGCAGAAUGAUCCCAGGCGGCCAGAGCAGUGCGUCGUGGCUGACGUGCCUGCAGGCGCUGCAGGCGGGCUGGGCGGCCGUGUCGCUGGCGCUGCGCCCCGACGACAAGCCCGACGCCGGCGUGCUCGGGGCCUUGCUGGACGACCACGCACAUGACCACGAGAAGAGCCUGCUGGCCCUGGAGUCGAAGCCGGAGGCAGUGGUGGAGGCGGCGGGGCUGCAGCCGCUGCGGCGCUGCAUCCAGCGCGCGCUGGACAUCGGCCUCACCGCGCUGCUCGCCCUGGCCGCGCCGCACCAUCACCACUCUUACGAGGUGGUGUCGGACGGCGCGGCGGUGUCCCUGCUGCGGCGGCUGGCGGGGCUGGCGCGCGCGGCCCGGCCCGCGCCGCGCGCCGCCGACCUGCUGGCGCGCCCGCUCGCCCGCCUGGCCUCCGCGCCGCCGCCGCCCGUGCCGCCCAAACAGGAUCUACUGGAGGAGUGCGCGCUGCUAGGCACGCAAUGGACGGGCGCGCGCGUGUGGGAGUCGCUGCCGCGCUGCGCCGUGUCCGCGCCGCAUGGCAAGCAAUGGCCGCUAUACUUGGAGUAUGGUGUGGAGCCUGAAGCGUUGCGAUACAAUCCUGACCCACCAGUUUACGCACAAUGCGAGACAACACCUUCCAUUACUAUGGAUGCAAUACGCUACAUGUAUGUAGGCGGUGGUCUUCGACCAGCUCGAUGGCGACAGUGUGGUCGCUGCGGUUCACGCGCUCUCGCCGCUUCGCAACCAAACAAGCAUCCGCUGCAGAGCGCUUAUGAUGGACGGUUUCUGGCUGACUGCAGAUGCGGUGGAAAAUGGACCUUAUUCUCAAAUAUAUAAGACUCUCACUAGUUUGUAAGCUAUAAAAAUAGCUAAGAUUUUGAGAUAUUGUUGUUGUAAAUGUAAAUAAAUUAUUUUAUACUUUGA